AUGCAACGCCACGCCUUCCGUUCGGUGUGCAGCCGGACAAGGCCAGAGCUCGAGCAGGUCUCGGAUGCUUUUCGAAACUACGCCCGCCAGUUCUCGACAACGCAGUUCCUGGCUGCCGAUGGCCCAAGCCCCAGCACUCCGAGGGCACCUCGAAGCCCGGCUAGUGGUCCCAAGGUUAUCGAUAUAAAGAGCAUGCCCCUGCGCGGACGUGGGGGUUUCAGAGGGCGCGGUGAAGCUCGUGGAAGAGGAGGUCUUAUGUUCAGAGGUCGAGGUGGACUUGCCAGGGGCGGAUCAUCAGUUCAGGAUCGAUCCGCCACACCUGUUCGAACCUCUUCACCGACAAGAGGCCGCGGUGGUUUCGGUGCGAGCAGAGGACGAGGCGGUCGCGGAGGCCGUGCUCGUGGCCGAGGUGGAAGAACCAACGGUCGACGACCAAUGGACGAAGAGGACAAGGAUAAGAAGAAGAUCGACCGAAACGAGUUUAACACAUUGGAUCCCGAUGAGAAGUCCUUUGACGACAAUAUUCGAUUCGGCAUCACCUCUCAAUACACACCAUCUCUCACACUCGAAUCUAUCAACGAAUUUGCGCCCGUCGCACCAAAUUCCACCUCUGGAAAAUCGGCUGCAGUUCUCCAGAACCUUAGUGUCCUCGGCACAGCGGAUCAUGUCGGCGCACCAGACACCUUCCAGCCCAAAUAUUACGCGUCUGAGAUUGAGGCCAAUGGUAUUCGCUUCUUUGCCGACCCGAAAGAUAAGGAGGCUACCGAAAAGUACCUCCAGGAGAAGCUCAAGGCUGAAGGCAAAGAAUCCACAGGCCCCAUCAUCACAGACACCGAAGAGGCUAUUCGUCAGGUCAUCACAAAGCGUGCUAUUCAAGGCCAGCAUGAGACACCCAAGUUCGCUUCAGACCCUGUUGGUCUCUCUCGCUCAUGGCAUCUCAGGGCCGAAACUUACUCUACCAACGAUGUCAACUCCUUUGAGACCAAGUUGACGUCGCUGCUGGCUAAGAAGCCUGUUGCUGGAAAGGGUGCCAAGGCGCGUGCUUGA
This is a messenger RNA of Fusarium tjaetaba, 1047 nucleotides long. RefSeq lists its product as uncharacterized. NCBI's taxonomy places the organism in Eukaryota, Fungi, Ascomycota, Sordariomycetes, Hypocreales, Nectriaceae. The record is from RefSeq and is a predicted model, not a curated record. Bases 1 to 1047 code for a protein of 348 amino acids. The transcript has a single exon.